UCAAACUUCAACUUAAGCUGUCAAAUUUUGGAGGGAAUUUAACGGAUUUUACUUGCAGUUCGUGGCAUUUAAUUCCCUUUAAAUUUGUUUAUACUUAGGAUUUUAUGUUUAUAAUAUGGCUCAACCUUCAGUUGCGUGCUAUUUUAACAACCGAAAACGAAUAGCUGCUGAAGACAUCAAAAUCAGUCAGGCAAGAAAAGUUUUAAUAUUAGAUUCUAACGAAAUUAAGACUCCUCUUAAAGAGGGGUUAGAUACACACAAAGGUAUUAUCUUAUCCAACGUUCCACAGGAUCAACCGAGUCUUUAUAAUGGAGAAUCAAGUGAAAAGAUUCAGAAAUUACAAGAAGAGAAAAUUGGCGAAAGUAAAAUUGUAAAAAUUUCAAGUUCAGUGUCCAAAGUUACAUUGAAGAAAAUAGUUCGUUCGAAAACUAGAAAGUUAAAAAGCAGUACUAAUAAUACAAAUAUUCAAGAACUUUUUAAUAAAAUGAACAAAGCUACGACAGUUUUGUCAGAAGAACAAUCUGAACUUAUUUCAGCUCAAGAGAAGACACCAGAAUGUAAACUUCAUGUAACUCCUCCUUCUACACCUACAAAAAUAAAUGCUAUGGAUAAAGUUAUUAGAGACGGACCUUCCCUCAAAGAAAUCAAAAAUAAAAUGACGAGAAGUGCUAGAUUAUCAGAAUUAAAAGCUUCUUUGAACAGAUUCCAAGACAAAGAAAAACAGCUAAAAGAAAUUGAGAAAAAAACAUCCCAAAUCCCUGAAUCUCCAAAACUCAAAGGAUUUAGAACAAUAGAGCUCGAAGUUCAAACAAGUCCACAGAAGGUAUUUUCACCAGAACAAGCCUACUUAAGUCCCAAAAAGGAUGGUUCAAGUGUUCGUAAAAAUCUUUUGAACCUUUUAACACCAACCAAAAAUGCACUCGCCUUGCCAUUACUAAGUGUGUCGAAGGAAUUAUUUGCAGAGACCUCAAAACCUGGUCUUACAUUGCCAUAUAAAUAUAGAUUUUUAGCAGAAAUAUUUAGAGCAAUUGAUACAGUGGCACAAAUUUUAUUUAACAGAAAGGAAGUCAUAACAUUUAGAAAGUUGAAGCCAGCAGUAGAGGAAAUGUUAAAAAGAAAUUUUAUGGAGAAGCAUUUGGCACAAAUAAAGACUGUUUAUCCAGAUUCCUUUGUGUUUUCACAAGAACAAUUAAAAUUGUUUGGAAUGGGUAUGAGGGCAGAACAGUGGGAACUAGUGAUUAAACCAAAUAUUGGUGAUAAUGAUAGCAUGACUGCAGAACACAUGCUAGAGAGAAAGAGAAAACUUUACAAUAUUUUAUUGGACAAAGUAAAAGACUAUCAUCAGGAGUUUUUGAUGACUUUAGAUGUACCGCUGCAAAUACCAAAGGAUAAAGUUACAAGGUGGCAUCCAGAAUUUGAUAUAGAAAAGGUUCCAGAUUUUGAACUGUCUUCAAUUCCGCAGGCGCCAUGCGAGGAUAAAAUUACUACCGGUAAAGAUGUGUUGGAAAGGGCUAGGGUUCUCUUUAACUGUAACACCCGUAUGGAGACUGCUCUUCAAAAACUGAAGGAAGCGAAACAAACACAAACCCCCGUACCUGCCGCGGAUACAUGUAAAGCAAUGCCACAAUCACUAUUAAAAGGUAUACCACCCGCCUUAUUGGAGAAAGUCCGCCAAAAACAGGCAGCCAAAGCUUUGCUCUCCAUGACGAGAUCAGCAGACAAGGAAAAAGAAGUUCAAAUAUAUUCUCGACUUCCGGAGUUAGCACGUCUCACCAGGAACCUUUUUGUGUCUGAGAAAAAGAGCGUUCUACUCUUAGAAACCGUUGUCGAUAAGUUAGGAAACUGCUACAGAGGAAACCUGACCAAAACGGAAAUGGAAGACCAUCUGAAGGUGAUAGCGACAGAAGUUCCGAGUUGGAUGGUAUUCCACAAUAUUCGGAAUAAAGUCUACGUUAAAAUCAAUAAAAAUGCCGAUUUAAGUCUGGUAGUAAACAAACUCGACAUGUUGUGUAAGCAGAAGAAUGAGACUUAAGGUGGUUUUUGUAUGAUGACUAUAGUGUUAGUAUACUAAAGUGUGUUCAAAAUGUCUGUACUGAUUUAUUAAUUUUUUUUAAUUGCGACCAAAGUCAUCCAAUAAAUAUUUAUAAUAAA
Molecule: messenger RNA, 2151 nt
Organism: Sitophilus oryzae (rice weevil)
Lineage: Eukaryota; Metazoa; Arthropoda; Insecta; Coleoptera; Curculionidae
Product: DNA replication factor Cdt1
Exons: 4
Coding region: 116-2032 (638 amino acids)
Biological process (GO): DNA replication checkpoint signaling; DNA replication preinitiation complex assembly; mitotic cell cycle
Cellular component (GO): nucleus
Molecular function (GO): DNA binding; DNA polymerase binding
Source: RefSeq, a predicted model, not a curated record